CAUCCUGUUGGUCACGUGACAGACGCUCUCCCCAGAGAGCACUUCCGGUAACGGUUCCUGUGUUUGUAAACUGAAAAAUUGCAAGUCCGAUAAGAUAAUAUUGAUCUACUGUACGGGAGGAAGAGUAAGGCUUGGGCCCCUGAUGAUCGGGGCUUGUGUGGUCUUUAAAUAUUCUCCCUGCCCAGAGCGAAGGUCUAUCCCCCAACAUACACACACAUACUCUCACCACUGCGAUGUCACACCUUUCCAACAGCUCAGUGCGAGAUCACAUGAAAUGGGCUGGGUUGCUGGGUUGUGAAGCGGUGCUGUCCAGCAUGGCACUCAUGCAGGCCGGCUCGAUGCCCAAUUAUAAGAAGAUGGGCUCUUAUCUGGGCCAGGGACAGAGAGAAAACAAUCACAACCACAAUCAGGAGACCCAUAGCCAGCAUGGCCACAUGGUGCUACCCUCAGGAGUCAGCUGCCCACCACUGCUCAUCCGCAAGGACGGAGAGUUUCACUCAGCCCGGCUCUUGGAUGAAAAAGACAUGCAAUCCAGCCAGAACACCCAGCCAAAGAAAAAGAACAGGAAGUCUGGACUUCCCACCAAAAUGAGAGAAAAACCCCAGGUAGAAAUUCCUGAAGUUAAUGACGAUAACUCACUCGGCUCUCAAGUGCAGAAGAACUUUAUCUGUGAGCACUGCUACAGUGCGUUCCGCAGUAGUUACCAUCUAAAACGGCAUAUUCUCACCCAUACGGGGGAGAAGCCAUUUGGGUGUGAUAUGUGUGACAUGAGGUUUAUUCAGCGCUAUCACUUGGAGAGACACAAGCGCGUUCACAGCGGCGAGAAGCCUUAUCAGUGUGACCGCUGCCAACAGAACUUUUCCAGAACUGACCGGUUACUACGACAUCGGCGUUUGUGUGCUGUGGGCAUCCCUAAAGAGGAGAACCAGCCAUGCUGUGAGGGACGGACGUAUUCUCAGGAACCCUCCCAGCACACUGCAUCCUGGAGCCCACUGCAGACAAACAACAGCAGGCUGGCAGUGUGAUGGCCAUUCUGUCUGCUCAUACAAACCUCUCCCCAGCAAACCCAAUGGACUCUCUGCAGCCAACAUACAGUCCAGCACUGUAGCAGAAAUGACACGAGUCUGAGCCUGUAAACUGUUUAAAGUGACACAUCCAGCUCACUAACAGUUGAAUCUUUUAUAUUGGUUUGACUCUGGGAAAUAGUAUUUUGUAUACCUAAUAAUCGUAGACGGUACUGUCAUCAGAUUAGUUAGUUAUUCAUUCAGUCCAGGCAAUAACUGGUUAUUAAAUAGAGAAUUUUUGUCCUUUUUAGCUCUCGUGGAGGGUGUAGUUUGGGGUACAUGCAUAGCAAGAUUGUUUGCAAUGUUACUAAUAUGAAUAAAAGGGAUAGGUCACACAAAAAUUUAAAUUCUGUCAUAAUUUACUGUGUUCCAAACCCAUAUGAAUGUUUUUCAUCCGUGAAACAAGGUAGAUGUUACACAGCAUGUUUCAGAACUUUCUUUUUUGUGUGAACUGUCCCUUUAAUGUUGUCGCAUGUGGCCUUUUCAUUCUAAGCAGUUAGACAUAAGCCCCUUUCACACAUGCAACCAGGUAAAUUACAGGAAAAUCAUUGGGUUGCCUUUACUGGUAAAUGUACCAAAUGUGUUGUUCACACAUACCAUCAAAAUGGACAUUUAUAGGUACUAAUGGUACAACUUCUCACUAAGGGAAAUUGCAAGGGCAAAAUUUACCAGUAUUUGUGAAAGAGGCUAUAGAGACAGUAGACACAUUCUGAUUGGAUGUUUUCUCAGUUUGCACAUCAAUUAAUCAUUAUCUGUUAUUUUAAGGGAAUAUUCUGGGUUCAAUACAAUUAAGAUCAGUCGACAGCAUUUGUGGCAUUAUGUUGAUUACCACAAAAAUGUAUUUAGACUAAUGCCUACUUUUAAAAAAAGCAAAAAUCGAAGUUACUUUGAGGCACUUACAAUGGAAGUGAAUGGGGCUAAUUUUGGAGGGUUUAAAGGCAGAAAUUUUAAGCUUAUAAUUUUCUAAAAGCACACAUUAAAUCGUAAUUUUUAGUCGUUUUAGGGUUUGUUGACAUUACGUCAUCAUGGCAACAAAGUUGUAAUAUUGAUAUAACUUUACACUGAAAAGGUUAGUAUAAAAUCAUGUUAACACACAGAUUGUUAACAUCUUGUGGCUAUACUUUUGAAGUAGUGAGUAUUUAAACGUUUACGGAUUGGCCCCCAUUCACUUCCAUUGUAAGUGCCUCACUGAAUCCUCGAUUUUUGCUUUUUUAAAGAAAAGGAGGGGCAAGUCAAAAUUAUUUUUUGUGUUAAUCCAUAUUAUGCCAUAAAUUCUGUCGAUUGAGCUUAACUUGUAUUAAACACGGAAUAUUCCUUUUAAGAGUAUAUUCCCAUUAAAUACUGUGAUAACUUUACGGUUUAAGCAGAAACAUCUAGAACAUCAUAACUCCAUCAUAUAUUCAUUAUCCACAAGAUAGUUUUUUGUAAUACAUUAUGGUGUCAAACUUUUUAAGUUGGCUUUUCGGUUAAUACAAACACUGACUAUUAUCGGGUAUUAGAGAAUGACAAUUUUUACAGUAUAAUGUGACUCAUGUGACAAGUCUUUAGCAUCGCUGUUUCUCUUCUAAAGUCACUGGAUUGAUUGAGCUGAGCCAAGAAUAGCAUCGGAAACAUUUUAAUAGGUUGUAUAGUUCGUAGAGAGACCACUAGUUUUCAUGAAAAUCUUAUGUUUCGUAUUGCGCCAACCUCAGCCCUUGAACACAGACAUCUUGCCCAGUUUUCCACUGCUGAGCUUGAGUUAAUAUAUUUUUUUCAGCAUUUUAAAUAAUUUAAUUAAAAACUUAGUAGGACUAGACUGCUGCCUCUGUGUAAUGUAGCAGUUUCAUUGUAUUAUUUUUUACACGUACGUUUAUUUGCAUGAUGUUCCUUUGACAAACGAACUGUCUAAGGUUCUUGUAUUGUGACUGUUUAAAAGAAUGAAAACGCUUUUUUUUUUUUUUUU
Myxocyprinus asiaticus (Chinese sucker) is the source of this 3006-nucleotide messenger RNA. It is a transcript of the gene znf740b, whose product is annotated as zinc finger protein 740b. Gene Ontology annotation, biological process: regulation of transcription by RNA polymerase II. Bases 234 to 1025 code for a protein of 263 amino acids. NCBI's taxonomy places the organism in Eukaryota, Metazoa, Chordata, Actinopteri, Cypriniformes, Catostomidae. Gene Ontology annotation, cellular component: nucleus. Gene Ontology annotation, molecular function: DNA-binding transcription factor activity, RNA polymerase II-specific; RNA polymerase II cis-regulatory region sequence-specific DNA binding. The record is from RefSeq and is a predicted model, not a curated record. The transcript is spliced from 7 exons.